This is a messenger RNA of Cuscuta campestris, 718 nucleotides long. NCBI's taxonomy places the organism in Eukaryota, Viridiplantae, Streptophyta, Magnoliopsida, Solanales, Convolvulaceae. The record is from the annotation of a GenBank genome assembly.
ACGGAGUACCACCAAAUAAAGUACGGAGUAGCAUUUGUUCUCAACCAAUAACAAAUAGUAGUGGCCAUAAAUAUGGAGGGAAGUUCAUCGUCAAGGGGAAAGGCGGCGGCGGCUCAAGGGAGCAAGGCGGCAGAGAAGGCGGAGGAGGUGAAGUACCGCGGUGUCCGACGGAGGCCGUGGGGCAAGUAUGCGGCGGAGAUACGCGACCCCACGCGUCAGGGCGCCCGCCAGUGGCUGGGCACGUUUGAAACCGCAGAGGAUGCUGCCCGGGCGUAUGACCGGGCAGCAUUCAGACUGAAAGGGCAUCUUGCCAUCUUGAACUUCCCCAAAGAGUACUACUCCAAGCUCCCAAACCCACCUUCCUACUACCCUUCUUCAUCGCUCUCUCAUUCGUCUGCUUCGGUUUCGGCUGGGAAGGCGAAGGAGGUGUUCGAGAUCGAGUGCUACGACGACGGCUUGUUGGAGAAGCUUCUAGAAGAUGAUGAUGAGGAGGAGUAAUGGAAUGGAGAAACUUUAAUUUAAUGUUUACUGCUGCAAAUUAAAAUUGUUCAUUUGUGGGUUGUGCUCUCUUUUCAUGGCAUUGUUUGUUGACCCCUAGCUAACUAAGAGUUCAAAUAAAUAUUUCUUUGUUUGGUAUUAACAAUGACUGAACUUAUAUUUAAUUAAAACAAUUGUUAAUUAGAUUAUACUCCGUAUAUAAUACAGAGUAGGAUAUUUC